AUGCAACACAAUGGACCUAUUCGGAAAUUUGUCUUCGAUUUCAAGUUUGAGCGUGACAUAUCAAUCAGUAAUGCGCCUAAUUCUCGGAAGUUUGACUUUGAUCAAUGGUUCCUUUUUAUCACUCGAAAAGGUGUUGAAGAAAUGAACAUUACUUUUCCAACAACUACUAUUGCAACUUAUGAAAUAAAUAAAUACUUCAGGCUCCCAAAUUGCAUAUUUUCUUGCUUAACUCUCAAGAGGUUGCAUCUCAGCGGAGUAUUAGUUGCACCAACAAUAAAUGCCUCUUGCAUAUUUCCGAAUGUCACUGAACUUAGUUUUGACGAAGUUGUUUUUGGUACUAUUAAAUUGGAUUGUGUUAUAGAUGUUCCUAUGCUUGAGACUCUCUCAUUUAGCUAUUGUGAAAAUGCGUCAUAUUUCAACAUUAAGGCUCCAAGGCUUGACAGAUUAACACUCAAUGAUUAUGAAAUUGAAGAUGAUAUUGAGGUUUAUCGUGUUCUCCCGGUUAACUUGGACUUAUGGCAACGUGAACUAAAUAUGGAAUGCUUGGAGUUAUCAUCUGUCAAAUUUCACGAUGAUUAUGAGUUUUCUUCAUUUAUUCAUUCAUUACGAAUAUGCCCAAAAUUACGCAAGCUCGACAUAAUGAGUUUAUGGUUUGAUGCAAGAAUCUCUGACUCUAUACUUUGGGAUGGACUGCAAAGUGUGGCUAAAGUGCAUAAAAUGUUUAACACUUUCAAGCUUAGAUUAUUCAAUGGAUGGAGGUCUGAAUUGCAAUUCAUCAAGAUGCUGCUUGCUCACUUUUCCGCACUUGAAAAGGUUGUCAUUAUUCGUCGGGCGGAUCUUGACUCCCAUGAUCAGUUUGAAGUCAUGCAAAAGCUUUUACAUUUUCCUCGUGCAUCAAAGAAAGCAAAAAUCAUUUACAUAUAA
Molecule: messenger RNA, 924 nt
Organism: Ipomoea triloba (trilobed morning glory)
Lineage: Eukaryota; Viridiplantae; Streptophyta; Magnoliopsida; Solanales; Convolvulaceae
Product: F-box/FBD/LRR-repeat protein At1g13570-like
Exons: 3
Coding region: 1-924 (307 amino acids)
Source: RefSeq, a predicted model, not a curated record